AUUACUCUUACCAGUUACCUGCGGCGACUCCCUGAGAGUGAGGUUGAAGAUGAGAACAAACCGCUAAAGCUGCCAGGUGUACUAGCAUCAAUGACAGGAACAGUCAUGUACCCUGAUGAAGAGUCUGCAAAGUGGGAUGUAGAUGGUAUGUGUUAACCCUGUUAUCAAAAAGUAAAUUCUCCUAACUUGUCUCUAUACAUUUUCCUUGGUACUGAAGAGGAGAGUUAGUGUUUUAAUUGGGGAUCAUUUUCUUUAUCAUUCUUCUAUUUUGUAGUUCCUGCUCAAGAAAAGAUUUUAACAAAUAUGCAGGUGAAUUUUGGACCCCAACACCCAGCAGCUCAUGGUGUAUUGCGACUGGUUCUCGAACUUGACGGAGAGGUAUUGUUCUUUUGGAUCUUUUUAGGUUUCUGGGAAACUGACCACCUACCUGUCCCCUAAGUCACAAUUUUGCCCUAAAUGAGAAGUAAGUGUCAAUGCUGACUUACAGGAGUUGUAGAUGGGGUGAUUAUUGAAGAGAGGUGAUUAUUUUAAAUAUUUCCGUCUAAGGUAGCAAUUAUUUGAGGGAGAUGAUUAAUCAAGGGACGGCUAUUAUUCGAGGAAAUAUGGUAGCUGCAACUCAGCAAGAUCACUCCCCAGGGGCACCCAACGAGAAUAUAUUUCAAAGCCACUUAAACAUAGCAUCGUUAAAUGUAUUUUGGUAUUUAAGCGGUAGAUAUAGGCAUAUUUUUAUCCCCUAAAAAUUUUUCAUCUGUUCGGAUUUCCUAGCUGAAAGUCUAGUGAUCCGAAAAUUAUAGGGAGCAAAACUGACCUUUUCAAAAAUUUUCAGCCAGAAAAAAGAAUUCUGAAAAUUCUAGGUGACCUUUUGACAGUAAAAAUCCGUUAAAAAUGGGCAAUCAUACCAUUUUUUAGAUGUUCAAAAAUCCUAGGAGAAGCAGGCAAGCAAGAAAUUUUUGCAACAAAUGUUCCAAAAAUUCUAGAUCUCAAAUCGUCUUCCCCUACUUCCGAACAGAUAUUUUCCGAAAAUUGACGUUUGGUGCCCCUGACUCCUUGCUGGGGAUAUUUUGUGAAAGGUCUCUAGGACUAAUAAUGAGUGGCAAUUGGAAAGAGGAAGCCAUCUCAUGGUUUUCACCUUGAGUGGCAUUUGAAAGUACAUGAUCUAUCCUAUGAUGACAGGCUUCCCCUUAUCAAUAUAUCUAUGUAAGACAUGUCAUUUCCAUUUAACUUAUAAUUAUUAGUAAGAUAAGAACAUAUUUGGAUCAUGAAUCUACUGAAGCUAUUAUUCAUGCUUGUAUGACUACCAACUUGGAUUACUGUAAUGCAAUUCUAUAUGGACUACCUAAAGUUCUCUUAAACUGCCUACAGCUAGUUCAGAAUAGAGCAGCGCGUAUUGUAACAUUCACCAAGAAGUACAGUAUGAACAUUUUACUCCCAGCUUAACAGACUUACAUUGGUUGCCUGUUGAAUACCAUAUUAUUUAUAAAAUCCUUUUGUUAGUAUAUAAGGCUAUCAAUGGAUUUCCACCAAGUUAUAUAUCCAAUUUGCUCAGUUUUUGUAACAGCUUCUACUCUUUGCGUUCUUACUCGAAUAAAUUACUUCAAGUCGCGAGAUCUAAGCUAAAGUCUUAUGGUGAUCGAAGAAUUUCUAUUGCAGAACCUAAAAAAUGGAACAGCGUACCAGCAUCUUUAAGAAAUGCCAAUUCCUUUAAUUCCUUCAAAAAAACACUUAAAGACAUAUUAAUUUAUUUUUCCAAACUUUUCCUUAAUAUGUAAAUAGAUUUUUAUUUGAUUUUCAUACUUAUAUGUGUAAUUGUUUGAUUUUCUGAGUUGAAGAUAUAUUUAUGCGCUUGGACAGUUAUUUGUUUUUUUGAUAUCAUUAUUACUACCAUUAUUUUUAUUCCUAUUGUUGUAAUUUAUUUGUAUCUUAAAACAUUUUUUGUAAUAUUGUAAAGCGCCUAGAGCAGCUAGUGAUAUACAUGCUAUAGAAAUAAAGUUUAUAUUUAUAUUAUAUUAUUAUAACAAAUUCCAUAACGAGGUAGUAUGUACAAGUGAGAAUAUUAAUAAUAAUUGAAGGGUUUCCUAGAAAAAGGGUGCUGUGUUUACUAGAGUAAACAGUCACUAGCACCCAUUUUCUAGGAAAUCCUUCAAUUAUUAUUCAUUCAAAACAUUUCGCCAUUUCUAAUUGGCUCACCCUUUUUGCUAGUACGGUUAACACCUGCGUUUUUCUAUUUUGAGGUAGUUAUUGGCAAUUUAGGCUUAGUAGGUUCUUAAUUAGGUUCUUAAUUUUUUUGAAGGAGACAUAGUUGUUGACUACCAGAAAUAUAAAGAAACUUGAGUUUGGUCCUUGAAUAUACAGUCGCAUCUGUAUAUUGCAAACCUUCUUCAUACUAGGUCCAUGAAGACAAUUAGAAACUGUACUUUUUAAACCUAUUUUUGUUUGUAGGAAUAUAUUAAAGUAAUACUUUUAUUUGUAAUUGCAGUUUGGUACAGUAUUUUCUUGUAAUAUCAAUUGGCAAUCUCACAGUCAAACUCUUUGGUUAAAAUGUUUAUCAUAAUUUAUCUGUCAUCCAUAUAUAAGAAACUGCUUGGUUUUGCUUAACAAAAAAGGUUGCUAUAUUUUUGGUUAUUAAACUGCUAAAUUUCUGCCAGGUUCUUAAACCACUGGUCCCGAUUGUUCAAACAGUAGAUAAUGCUAUCCAGCAGAUAAAAAUCCAUCAAGUGGAUAACGCAAUUGUUUUCCCUAAUACUUAUCUGCUGGUUAGUGAUUUAUCUGGUAGAUAGCGCUAUCCAACAUUUGAACAACCCAGGCCUGGUUCUUAUUAGCAGAUGUUUACUGUAAUACAGUUCUCACUACACAUAUUAUAUGAGUCUCUUUGACAAACCCACAAGCAUCAAACAAUAUUUUUUCAUGCAUAGUUUUGCUUUCAGUAAGAUGCUGAGAUUUUUUGCGUUGCAUUUUGUGUAGGUUGUCAUUCGUGCAGACCCUCACGUUGGACUCCUGCAUCGCGCCACUGAGAAGCUGAUUGAGUACAAGACAUAUCUACAGGUACAGGAAUUAAAAAACUGGAAAAAUGAAUAAACUAUAGUUCUCAAGAUUGUACUCAGAGGUGCUAAACUUCAUACAAUCUUUACUUCUAUAAUACAGACCCCACUGUGAAGGUAUAUUUGGCCCAGUCACUUUGGUGCCCACAUCAAGGAGGUUACUUGAUGAUCAUUUUUUGCACAGGCCUUGAUUCCAAGGUUUAUUGCCCUUUAAUUUCCUGUGACUAAUUUUUUUCCAGUUUUGUAUCAAGGGGUUAGUUUUUAUGGAAACUGCAACGUUUCGAUGGGUCAUUGGGGGUUUUGAGGUUUUGUUUUAUCAACUGAAUUAGUAAGGUACGGGUAGAUGGAUUUGUCCAUUGUAGGGAGAUAAAGAGGCUGAAAGUCAAGUGUUAGCCCUUCGUCAGGGUGAAGUUUUGUGUUGUAUUUCAUGUGUUUCUUUACAAAACAUCAAGUACUUGUAAUUUGCUAGAGUUUAGGAGUAAGUUGCAUCUCAUUGUGCAAAAGCCAAGUUUAUAGAAAAAUGGAAUUUGUACUUAAAAUGUCCUUGAAAAAUAUAGUUUUAGAUUUAUAUGAACCAUGAUUGUAUUUGGAUGUAACCAAAAAAUGUUGCCACAUCUCUACUAUAGAAAGUAUUCCUGAUACAUGCCGUAAACGUUUCUGUUUUACAGGAAAAGGACUGUAAUAUUAUUAGGGAGCUUAAGCAAUGAUAACGGCAAUGGCAGCAAAAACGCCACCCAAAAGUGAAUUCGUGUUGUUUUAAACUUCAUUGCUCUUAUUCCAACUCCUUUAAUUUGACAAAUGUAGGCAAUUUUUCAGGAGUGGAAUUCUAAAUGACUGUAUCUAAGUUCGCAAAAACAAAAAGAAAAUUAUUGUCUUGUGUUCGCGUUCUCCAUAAAACAUGAAAUUAGGAAGAUUCACGUGAUAGUCAUGCAGUGAUGGCAAAGAAAUAUACAAAAAAGCAUGAAGUUGUUGUAUUGCAAAAUAAUUAUUGUAUAGCUCCUUAUUAUGAGUGCUUCUGAGAUGUUGUAAUAAGAAGCUGGAGUCAAAGUGAGAUAUAUUUAACAAUUAUUCCUCAAGCCCGAAUGGGCUCUGAGUCAUUAGCCCAUGAGGCCAAAGGCCGAAUGGGCUAUUGACUCAGAGGCUAUGAGGGAGAGAGGAAUAAUAAUUGUUUUAGUAAAAUCCAACUAGUUGGUCAAAAAUAUUGAGAAUAAAAAAAAUUUUAGCUAGUUAAAGCUGGACUUUAAUCUUUUUUUGCGGCCAAAAAGCCCGCGGUUUUCACUACUAGUGGGCUAUAACAUAUAGUUGGAUUUUACUAAAGAAAAUUAUAUCCCCAGUACUGGGCUCUGAGUCAAUAGCCCAUGAGGCUGAAGGCUAAAUGGGCUAUUGACUCAGAGGCCAUGAGGGCGAGAGGAAUAAUUGUUUUAGUAAAAUCCAAUUAGUUGGUAAAAAAUAUCGAGAAUAAAAAAUUUUAGCUAGUUAAAGCUGGACUUUAAUCCUUUUUUGCCACCAAAAAGCCCGCCCUUUUCGCUACUAGUGGGCUAUAACAUAUAGCCUAGUAGUAGCUCAACCAAUCAGAAUGCAGCGUUGAUAAUAGACCACUAGUUGGAUUUUACUAAAGAAAAUUAUAUCCCCAAUACUAUGUGUUUCUGUUGUUUCAGGCCUUACCAUACUUUGAUCGUCUGGAUUAUGUUUCUAUGAUGACAAAUGAACAGUGUUACUCUCUAGCUGUGGAGAGACUCUUGAAUAUCGAAAUUCCAGAAAGAGCCAAAUGGAUCAGAGGUGCGGUGAUGGAUUUCUUUUACAUUCUCGAGUACAACCCCAUUGCUCCCCAAUUAAAAUUUUGAAAAUUAAAUCCCAAUUUUGUUUUGUAGAAUACUGAUCAACAAAAAAGCCUUGAGUGAGUGCUGUCAUGAGGUUUUGGUGGAAUGGUUCACCAUAGCAUUUCUCCCACAGAUUCAAAAGUUAGAACCACUUUGUACAGCUUUCAACAAACAGUACCACAGGAAUGUAAUGCUCAGUAGCUUCCGUUUGAAUGGUCACACUUUAGGAUAAUUUUCAUCCAGAGACUCAAAAGUAAGAAACACCUUGUACAGCAUAUUAAACAGUACCGCAGGAAAGCACUGCUCUGUAACUUUUAUUUGAAUGGUUUCACCAUGGCAUUUCUCUCACAGAUUCACAAGUGAGAACAACCUUUUUUAACGGCACAAUUUUAUAAAAGGUACCACAAAAAAGUAGUACUAAGUAGCCAAUUAAACCGUCACAUUAUUAGGAUUUCAUAUUGCUGUAACAUAAUUAUUGUUGUAUUGCCACCUGGUUAGCUGAGCUGGGAGAGUGCCGGCCUGCUGAGUGGGAGGUCACGGGUUUGAACCCUGGCCGAAACCAACAGUCAGGGUCUUUAAAUAACUGAGAAGAAAGUGCUGCCUUUGUAAUGACAUCUGCAAAUGGUUAGACUUUCUAGUCUUCUCGGAUAAGGACGAAAAACUGUAGGUCCCGUCUCACAGCACUUGCACUUAUCUGGUUCUUGAGGGAGGUAAAAGAACCCACACCACUGUUCGAAAAGAGCAGAGGACGUAGACUCCGGUGUUGUGGUCAACCUUCACUCAUCACAUCAUUCACAUCACGGGUUGGGUGAGUACAGUAAGCUCACAAAUGGACUGGGAGUGGCUGCCAGUGGCGCCUUUGUAUGCUGAUGUCCAAGCUUACUGUUCACAUGUUAAAAUGUAUUGUAAGUGGGGAUGUCUGUUGUCCUCUCAUCCUCAAGUCUUCAUUCAUUUCAUUCUUUCAACAAGUCAGUCUCGUGGGAGCGCAACGUUUUUGUAAAUGUAAACACUUCCUUUUAUUUCAAGAACUAAAACAUAAUGACAGGUUACAUGUGUAAAAAGUUGCUGAAUUUCCAACUUCUGAUUGGCUUGAUCUUAAAAAUUGUUGUUAUUAAAGUUUAAGUGCUUUGCACAUUGAGUUAAUUUUGCGGCCUUUAAAUUAACAACCAUGGUGUCUGCUUGCUUUUUUCAGUGUUGUUUGGUGAAAUCACCCGAAUACUGAAUCACAUUAUGGGCGUCACCACACAUGCUCUUGACGUGGGUGCCAUGACCCCAUUUUUCUGGAUGUUUGAAGAGAGAGAAAAGGUAAUAACAUUUCUAUACGACUCUACAGUCAGUAUCUAAAUAAACCCUAAUAUCAAAAUUGAGAUUCUCAUUUACUGUCCCUAUAAUUUUUCAAUAGAAGCAGUUUGGAGAAUUUUUUGAAAUAUCAGACUGAUCUUCUUCCAUUAUAAUUAGAAAUUUCAUUCUGAUCACUCUUAGUGUUUUGUAGCACAUGGUACAUGUAUAGUGUCAGGUCAGGUAAAUUUUGGCUUCUCUCUCCGGUGGGUGGGAUACAAAUACAGGGGGGGGGGGGAAUACUUGACCAAUAUUUGGGCCAAAACCAUACUAAAAGUAAAUUGCUCAGGUAAAAAAGCCGCGACUUGUGUAAAUGAAAGUUGCUCCCUCUAGGAUAUUGGCUCCUGAUGGACUCAACACAGGGCCUCAUCUGAUUCCCAGGCGCUUGGAAGUAGUGGGCACAAGAAAAAACGUGUGUUCCCUUACGCGUGCCCGUUCUCUCUUUCACCCAAUACAUCCAAGCGCCUGCUACUCAGGCUAAUUCCCAGACAUCCUCAAAGUCGGUCUGCAAAAAAAAGCUUGGCUGUGCCUUGUUUUUUCCCGCCACUUCUUCUUCUCCUCUGGAUCUCAGAAGAAAUACUGCCUCUUGCCGCUUUUGAUAUGUUACUUCACUGACUGUUUUUCUCUUGUAUGCUAUGUUUGCUGCAGAUGAUGGAGUUUUAUGAAAGAGUUUCUGGUGCCCGCAUGCAUGCAGCCUAUGUCAGACCGGGUGGAGUGGCAUUGGUAAGUGUUUAGCAAACCUCCUGACAUUAUUUAUUGUUUCAGCGAUGUGAACUUCAGUGGCUACGAGUGACGUUUUGUAUCUCUUUUAAGAUGCUUUUAAUAUUGUUUUUAAAUCUUUCCUUGCAUUGUCACCUCAACAUAUCAGUAAUUUAAUUACAAAGUAUUAGCAAGCAAUCUGCCUAUUGGCUGCCAUCCGAAGGUGGAUCACUACCUUGUGGGAAGAAGCUGGCAUCUUUUAUAGAUAGAUUUUUUUCCUGUCGCUGCUCCUGCACUGUAGAAUGCCUUACCCAUCUCUAAAUUAUUAUUAUCUCAUUUUUUAUUUUGGUAUUUGUUGUCUUCUUCAUUCAGGAUAUGCCACUCGGUUUGAUGGAUGAUAUUUAUGACUUUGUUUCAAAGUUCUCCCAGCGACUGGAUGAAGUUGAAGAGGUGUAGUAACGUUUUCAUAUGGGACUCCCACAUUAAUGGGACCGGGCUGGUCGUCGUCUUGCUUAGGGGUGUAAAUUUCGGAUUUUGGUCUCACUUAGGGUGUUCUGGGCAAAACCCCAUUAUAUUUAGCCAUAAAGGUCUCUUUUAGGGUUUCAUGCGAAGAAUUUUAAAAAAAUUAUAUAUUUUCAAUUUGUUUUAUUUACUCGAUUUAUGUAAUCAAAGUUUAACAUGGUCUCUUUUAGGGUGAAAAAAGAAAGGUUGGGCCACGCCCAGAUUGGUCUCCUUUAGGGGUUUAAUUCAAAAUUUCAGACGAGCAUCCCCGCCUCUUUCAUAUGGGAGUCCCCCGCGUGUUUUGUAUCACUAACUUUAACAUCGUUGUAGGGGAAGCCAGCACAGUGGGACUCCAGGAGAAUAGGAGGUGGGAGGGAUGCGGGAGGCGGAAGCUCUAAAAGGACGGGAAUUGGGAAAAAUAGGGGAAACUGCUCAACAAUACUGUCUUAAUAUUUUGAAGUCGAAAAACGUAUCAAGGGAGGAAGCCAAGAAAAAGAGGGGCAAUAUGAGAAUUCAAGGUACGGAAGGCAGAAGGUUUGGACCCCCCCCCCCCUCUCCUUCAGAGUAUCAUACCCAUUGACCUUGACUGUGUACAACAUGACUCUCUGGUGAACUGCACAUUUAUUGGACAGCAUGCAUGAGGAAUACCGUCGACCUUGUUUGAACUGUUUGGUACAGGUACAUUUGCAUUAACACCUUUUAAAUGAAAAACCUGUCCAAUGAUCUUGGCCCGAUAACCUGAUACUUUGCCGUAAGGGAAGUAGUUAAUGGUCUUUGUACCGUUUGAUCAUGCAACUUUUACGUAAGUAACAUAAUGGAGACCAGCCUGCGAAAAAUUUUCAGUUUGGGGGGUAUUAUGUAAAGUCACGCGUGAGCUGCACGCAAAAGGAGACGCAAGAGUAAGGGAUGCGUUUCCGCGAGGCUUGGUUCGAUCGCCACCAAAAAUGAAGGCUUUGCUCCCAGGCUAAGCGCAGGUUAAUAUAGAGACAAACGAGCAUACCAUUCAAGUGUAAACAGGGCAUUUUAAGAUUAUACCACAGUGGUGAGGGCAGCAAAAACAUCUCUCAAAAAAAAGAUAUCACGCAGGCAAAUUCUCGAACUCUAUAUUUUUGUUCAAAAACCUCAGUUAUCUUUGGAAAUUUAUUUUCAGAUGUUGACAAACAACAGAAUCUGGAAACAGCGAACAGUGGAUGUAGGCGUAGUCACCGCAGAAGAUGCUCUCAAUUACGGCUUCAGGUUGGCAACAGUUUUUUUUUUGGCUUUCAUUCAAAAUAUUUCUCCGUUUCUUAUGGCUUAAAUCUCCGGGCUUGUUCUUCAUAACCUGCUAGCGUUGACCAAAUUUGAAAGAUCCCCCCCCGGUCACUUUCCCGCACUUUGCAUUCCCUGUUUCUGACCCUUUUUCUUGACUUUCGCUCUUUAGCUCUUUUUCGAUUGCAAAAUAUAAAACAUUCAUAAUUUCCCUUUAUCUCUCCCACUUCCCACCCUUCCCUCUUUGGCUUUCUGUACCCUUCCCGCCCCCUGUUCACCCGAUCUCCCACUCCCUAUUCUCCUCAUCUCCCCCCUGUUCUCCCGCCCCCUAUUCUCCCGAUCUCCCACUCCCUAUUCUCCUCAUCUCCCCCCUGUUCUGCAGAGCUCCCAACCCCUAUUCUCCCACCCUCUAUUCUCCCGAUAUCCCGCCCCCUAUUCUCCCGAUGUUCCACCCCCUAUCUCCCGAUCUCCCCCCAUAUUCUCCCGAGCUCCCGCCCCCUAUUCUCCCGAGCUCCCACCCCCUGUUCUCCCGAAGGGGAAAAGGGAUUUCAAAGAUUUGGCUCUUGAUUAAGUAAAUUGACCAUCUACUAGUGGUUUACAAGCUGAAGCCAUUAGCGUUAGCCCUUCGUCAGAAUGAAUCAUAACGUACCAAUGUUUAACUGGCACCAACACUAACAAACACUAACUGCUUUCCAGAGCUGUUAGCUAUAUGUCCUGAAAAGUAACUCUGCGACUGACGUAUCAUUUGUCUUUUUUCGUUCCAGUGGAGUGAUGCUGCGUGGCUCUGGUAUCAAGUGGGAUUUGCGUAAAUCACAGCCGUACGAUGCGUAUGAUAAAGUGCAUUUUGACAUUCCCAUUGGCAAGAAUGGCGACUGUUACGACAGGUAAGGAUUGAAGGAAUUAUGUGACUGAAAUAUUGCCCCUUUUCAUCAAAAUCAACCUCGAGCUUAUUAAUAUUCUCUGCAUUCAUUCGUCUGUUCCAGCGGUUCAGGUUGUGGGAUGGUGCAAAGAGAUGUAUGUUAGCGAGAAAAACAGCGAGGGGGUGGGGUAGGGGUUGAGAACGAAGGAACUCCUUCUCUCCCUCUUUCUUCUGCAAGAAAUCGCAGUCAAGUUUGUUUGUUCGAGACAAUAGAAAAUGAAUGACCUUUCAUCUUGAAUAUGAUAAUGGCAAAAUAUGGGUUGUUAGUUGGCAUUUGUGCACUCUUUACGGUCUUGAUUUGUUUAAUUAAGUUUCCCGUGAUAUUUUUAGGUAUUUGAUCCGGAUGGAAGAAAUGCGACAGAGUCUCAAGAUUAUUGAGCAGGUCAGUGUGCAAAAGAAGCAUGAGAGCACAAACACCCCAAUCUCACAAUGUGAUCUUCCUUCUUAAUGUUGACAACAUAUUUGGUCCUUUUCGACGCGUGACUUAUCUAUGGAGCUAUUUUGUAGGCUUGUCUCUCCAGCCCCCUCCUCGCCUCCCAACUUACCCCUCCCCCACGCCUACUGCUCAUCCAAAAAAAUGUUACUUUUAUUAAGACCAAGCGUGCGUAUGAUGUCGAUAUGACUGGUGCGUACCCUUGGUGUGACAAAAUGUGACGCUCCCUCCACCUCCUUUGAAGAACCAUCAUCGUCAUCAUCGUCAUCAUCUUUUUUUAUACACGGUAACAAACAUUAGGCGUUAUCAAUAAAAGAAAUAUUUCCAAAUAUUUUUUGCCGCGUGACUUUAUGGUGCUAUUUUGCAGGCUUGUCUUUCCAGCCCUCUUCUUCCUUCCCGUUCCCAAUUUACCCCUCCCCGACUCCUUCUUCAUCACCCCCUCCGCCCCCAUGGAGGUGGCGGGGACUUUGAACAGCUAAUUUUGAUCUAGUGCGCAAGUGACAUUAAAUCACUAUACCUAACCUUGAAUGCUUUCCAAAAAAAAACUUUUAUAAUGAGUACAGUGCCUUCGUCUUUGAUGCUGGUGUUUUUUAGUUACUAACCUCUUCAAAAAACGCUCCAUUUGUGUCUUUUAUAACAGUGUUUGAACAAGAUGCCCCCAGGUGAAAUUAAGGUGGACGAUGCCAAAAUCUCACCACCGAAGAGAGCUGAAAUGAAGGCAAGUUUCUCGUAUUUUGUACACAAACCUAUCUAGCCUGCGAACAAGCUUUCCAUUUGGGGGAUAUCGUAAAAAGUACACGCACGAGUGGCACGCGAGGAGAGCUUGCUCGCGAGCUAGAACCUAUUGAACACUACAACCCAAAAUGCGAAAAUUUAGUGGGCGCCCACGAUAUUUGUACCAUAAGUAGCCUGCGUAGCAAGCGUUUCCAAUCUUGUCAUUGCGCGAAAGUUAGAGCGGGACGAACUCGCGCGGAAACGCUUGCUUCGCAGGCUAUACCAUAAGGCCCUGAUCUGAGAAGCGGUCCGGGAACGUUUACCUUUUGGGAGGCAAUUUUGAAGCUAUCAUAUGUGUGGUUCCGUGCCGUCACUUAACGUCAGUUUUCGUGUGCUCUGAGAAGCGUAAUACAUACAGUGAACAUAGGGAUUACACUAUUCUUUGAGUGGUCGCUUACAGGAGGUUAAAACAAUGGAAAAUUAUAAAACUAUUCCCCCAAUUCACGGUCGAGAGGUGGUCAUUUACGAGAGGUUUCAACGAUAUGACUUUGAGUGAAACAAUUUUGGCAUGCUGGGUGGGUGGUAGUCUGCUACACAGCCGUUUUUAGUGUCGUCACGCAACGCUCCUCCCCACAAGUAAUCGACCAAGCCUUUCGUCCCGGUCUCAUGUAAACGGCAGCAAAAUUACAAAUUCGCACCCGUCUGAGUUCGUCCCGGUCUCAUGUAAAUACCCCCUAACAACCUCUCGAUUUCCGAUUUUGAAUACAGGAGUCCAUGGAAGCUCUUAUCCACCAUUUCAAGCUCUACACCGAAGGAUAUCAAGUCCCUCCGGGAGCAACUUACACAGCAAUUGAAGCUCCUAAGGUGAGUUUUACAGCCAGAGAAGGCCGUUUAUAGACUUUCUCAAAGUCCAUUUCUUCUAUUGCGUUCAGUUUUAAAGGUCUCCGGUAUUACAUGGGUAUUUUAGAGACAUUUUUGCAGAGCGACUCACAAUUGUUGCUACCUGUUUAUAGUUAAUUACUUAUAUCGCGACUGUCAGUUUGCCCAUUUUUGUCCAUAGUUCCUAGGCUUUUUUUAGCCUCAGUAUCUUGCCUGCAUUUGUCUUUUGUAUGUGUGGUUAUUUAAACAUCCAUUCAUUGUAUAAGACAAGUUACAAAAUUUCAUUUUUUUUAUAAAAGUAAUACCAAUUUUCUAAGAAAAACAACAACAAACGUACUAAGGAAACUCGAUAGCGACAACGUACCCUUUUACUUUUCAAUUCCAAGGGAGAGUUUGGCGUUUAUUUGGUGUCAGAUGGAACUAGCAGACCUUAUCGCUGCAAGAUCAAAGCUCCAGGGUUUGCACAUUUGGUGAGUUUUAUGUAGAUUCAUUUUAUACAUUUGGACUGUCCUCAAGAACGCACAGUGGUUGGUCACCUUGGCUAAACGUGAUGUUACACGGAACGAUUCGCAACGACGAUUUUAAGCUCAACACAGCGUUGCAAUGCUGGAGUAAUGUUGUAACCACUCGAAACAAUGCCGCAACAAUGUUGCAACGCUGUGUUGCGCUAAAAAUCGUCGUUGCGAAUCGCUCGUGUAACAUCACCUUAACACGCGCUGACAACCCGAUAAGCCAAUCAGUGUCUACGUAGUUUCACGUAGUCGGCACCAUGCGCGGGAAAACGUUGGCGAGAAGGUCGCAGUCGAUGUGGGGAAUAUUUCUGAUUGGUUAAGAAAGUGGCAUGACAGUUUUUCAGCCAAGCACAUUUUGGGGCUCAUGAAAGCAAGACUUAGCGUUAGUUAGUUAGCAUGUGCACUCUUCUAGUUUAGUUUUUUUGGAUACAGUAAAUUAGUUAUUCUCUGUAUGUUUAUUAUUAGUAGUAGUAUUCAGGUAUUAUAAUUAUUAUUAUUCUCUACAGGGUGGUCUGAAUUUGGUUUCCCAAGGUCAUAUGCUUGCAGAUGUUGUUGCAAUUAUUGGUAAGUUUUUGCUAUCUUAUAAC
Molecule: messenger RNA, 12688 nt
Organism: Porites lobata
Lineage: Eukaryota; Metazoa; Cnidaria; Anthozoa; Scleractinia; Poritidae
Source: the annotation of a GenBank genome assembly